Messenger RNA from Ogataea angusta, 2247 nucleotides. RefSeq lists its product as uncharacterized. Bases 1 to 2247 code for a protein of 748 amino acids. The record is from RefSeq and is a predicted model, not a curated record. Gene Ontology annotation, cellular component: ribonucleoprotein complex; cytoplasm; nucleus. The transcript has a single exon. Lineage: Eukaryota; Fungi; Ascomycota; Pichiomycetes; Pichiales; Pichiaceae. Gene Ontology annotation, molecular function: mRNA binding.
AUGGGCCUCAGGUAUCUUAAGUCUCGGCUUUCAAAUCGAGAAAACAGGCAAGAGGAGAAUUUGAAGACAGCAUGUAUGUCUGGAGAGUCUUCAUCCAUGACCAGUAUGAAAGAAAAUGAGUCUCUCAGUUCGAGAAGAAAGCCAUUGGACCCGGAAGGAAAAAGGCGCCAUAGUCUAUUCAAUUUCAGAUCGUACAAGGAACGGACAGAUUUGAGUGUUAAUGCUUCAACCGAUGAAAACCAACCCGGGCUGGAAAAUGCUCCUCGCAUCAAUUGCGUUAAUACAGACCUCGCUUUCCUGGAUUGUGGGAUGGAACAAAUUGACAAGAUUAGCUUGACUGAAGAAGACAUCAAGACUCCCGAGAAAUCUAAUAUGUUCACAAGCCACAAAUUUGAGCUCCAAACGGCAGCCAUAAAGGGUGAGGACGAGAAACCAGAGGAAACUGAAAAAGCUGUCAGAUCGAAAACAUGCGCAGAGGUCAAAGGCACAGACUCACGCGAUCUCAAGAAAGAUUCAGUGGAAUCUGAUUCUAGUGCCGAGAUUGUCACUUUGCCCAAAAACACAACAGAGGACAACUCUUGGACACUGCAUAGUGUUGCGCCUUCCAGCUUCUUUAGCCCACCAAAACAGGUCACCUCAUUGUUUGUUGGUGACUUAGACAAAUCGUUGACGGAGUUUGACCUGAAAAAUGUUUUCAGCAAGUAUCCUGGUCUUCUUUCUGUUAAGAUACCUGCGGACUGUCAAACCGGCAACUCGUUGGGCUAUGGAUACGUUAAUUACUCCACUGAAGAACAGGCGAUUGUUGCCAUGGAGUCACUCAAUUAUACCAAGAUCGGUUCCUCAGAGAUCAGAAUCAUGCCUUCCAUGAGAGAUAAAAGUCAGAGAGAACGCAUAGGCGCCAAUAUUUUUCUUUCCAAUCUUUCAUCGCAUCUCACUACCAGACAACUUUAUGAUAGGUUUAGGAAGCAUGGAAACGUUAUGUCGUGUAAGUACGAUUCAUCCAAACAACAAGCGUUCAUACACUUUGAAUCUAAGGAGGUUGCAUAUGAAGUCGUCAAAAGCUAUAAUCAUACUACCUUGGACGGCAAACUGGUCUAUGUGGGUCUACAUAUUCUCAAGAAAGACAGAGAACUAUUUGGAGCCACGGCGAGCUCAAGCACUAAGCUGAGCGAAAAUAAGGAUAUUUCACAGAUCCCUUGUUUUUCGCCCACAAAUAAGAACACAGAACGCAAGAACGACAUAAGCACACAUUAUUCAAUUUUUGUUAGAAAUUUGCCUUUAAACAUCGAGGAACAUGUUAUUAGGAGCUUGGUUGAACCGUAUGGACCUGUCUUAUCUGUUUUGGCACGGAAGGUCCCAAAAAAAAAUGGGUGCUGGGCUCUGGUGACUCUAACUAACCAGGAAUCUGUGGAUAAAGCAGUUUCUCAUCUGAACAUGGUUGAAAUCAACAAGCAGCAGUUAUUCGUCACUCGCGCAAUUCCAAAGGAAGAAAAAAGCUACAAUCGAAAACAAGAGAUGCAGCCAAAACACAGGCUCAAAAUACUGAUCACGGGGUUGAAUGUCAACACGCAUAAGGACAAAUUCCAAAAGUGGUGCUUAACCUUUGGGUCGAUAAAGUCUGUGGAGCUUUAUGGAACAUAUUCCCAAGAAAUCAAGAAGGGCUACACCGCUUAUGGAUAUGUGGAAAUGGUAAAUGAAGCCGAUGCUGAUGUUUUGAUCGACAAUCUAAAACUACUUGGUGUUCGCUGCUUCAAGGUAAAAGUGGAAAUUCAACAUAAGGAGACAGUCAAUUCUGACAUGCGCCGCUACUAUUACGGCCCACCAUCAGGACAAGCAAACAGUACUGGGAUGGGGUCAUACGUGGAUCCCUCCAAGUUAUUCCAGCUAGCGGCUUUUGCCAAAUCUGUCGAGCAGGAUAAAAUGACUGAAAUAGCCCAAACCAAGGAAAAGAGCGAUGGAGAGCUACUGAGCAUGGAUCUUCGCAGUAAGAUUGAACAGAUCAUAGGCGCAUGUGCUGUUGACAUUUUAGGCCAAGAUACACUGAUUUCGAAGAACACCGGAAACAUAUAUUUACACAAAGUGCAUUCGUUGUCGGAACACAUCAUCAAGUUCUUUUGGUCUAAUAGAGUUGACUCAUUCUCCAAAUUUUUGGAAUCCAACUACAAAAUUGAUCAACCUUUGCACCCGCUGCUCAGAACUCAAAUCGUGCAAAGUGCGAUGUACCUAGGUAUAGUGCCCAAAAGUUAG